This is a messenger RNA of Cephus cinctus (wheat stem sawfly), 3211 nucleotides long. RefSeq names its product ras-related protein rab7 (gene Rab7). The coding region runs from base 158 to 781 and encodes 207 amino acids. Gene Ontology annotation, biological process: phagosome-lysosome fusion; endosome to lysosome transport. The record is from RefSeq and is a predicted model, not a curated record. Lineage: Eukaryota; Metazoa; Arthropoda; Insecta; Hymenoptera; Cephidae. Gene Ontology annotation, cellular component: late endosome; lysosome; phagocytic vesicle. The transcript is spliced from 5 exons. Gene Ontology annotation, molecular function: GTPase activity; GTP binding.
CGAUCUUGUCUGGUCGAUAAACUAACAGGUGACGACAUCGUUGUCACUCUCAUCAUUUCAUAAUACGCCAUUUUCUUUGUGUGCAGCAUUCGAGCAGAAAGGUUUAUCAUCGCAUUUUCAUUGGAAUUGACGGUAUCUCCUUUGUUAAGGACGUAAAAUGGCUUCCCGCAAAAAAGUACUGCUCAAGGUCAUUAUUUUGGGAGACUCGGGAGUUGGCAAAACCUCUCUGAUGAAUCAGUAUGUUAAUAAAAAAUUCAGUAAUCAAUACAAAGCCACUAUCGGUGCUGACUUCCUUACGAAGGAAGUGAUGGUUGAUGACAGGAUAGUCACCAUGCAGAUUUGGGAUACAGCAGGCCAGGAAAGGUUUCAAUCUCUGGGAGUUGCUUUUUACAGAGGCGCAGAUUGUUGCGUCCUAGUAUUCGAUGUUGCGGCGCCUAAUACCUUCAAGUCUUUAGAUUCCUGGAGAGAUGAAUUUCUUAUCCAAGCGUCGCCGCGGGAUCCUGACAACUUCCCGUUCGUCGUGCUCGGCAAUAAAGUUGACCUUGAAAACAGAGCAGUAUCCAGCAAGCGGGCACAACAGUGGUGCCAAUUGAAGAACAACAUACCGUAUUUCGAAACUAGCGCAAAAGAGGCUAUUAAUGUCGAGCAGGCUUUUCAAACGAUAGCGAAGAACGCUUUAGCGCAAGAGAGUGAGGUGGAGCUAUACAACGAAUUUCCCGAUCAGAUCAAAUUGACUAACGACCAAAGGAGUAACGGCAAAGGAGAUUCUUGUGCCUGUUAAGGUCGCCAAGCAGAGGAAUCUCGAGCGCGCACGAAAACAAAGAAAAGAAAAUAAGACACGCAGGUCAGAUUGCACGCUCCACGAGAAUCUGCGCGACAGGAUUGACUGGAAGUCUCAAUUUAUAGUCCAAAAGAGCAUCUCUCGCUUCUUUUUUCUUACUUCUUCAUGUGGAGCAGUCUCAGAUGACGAUUCUGAAGAACAAAAAAAUUAGAGACAAAUCUUUGUCCUCCAAUACUCUAUUCAGCAGCAACAUCCAGUCAGCUAACUCGAAGAAAAAAGAAGCCGCUAAGAGGCGCCACCAGCGCAAUUUGGAGAACGCGCGCGUCACCUUUUUUUAAAGAAAGUUGAAAAAUGUACAAUUUGUUAGUUGAGAUUUAUCAUACGAUUUUCUCGGUAACGACGCAUUGCGCAACCUUGUUUCCAUCUGAGAGAUUAACUCACGCUCGAUUGUCGUGCGCAUGCGCAGUUGUCUCUGCUCUUUGUCCGCUACGAUCGGGGACUACGUAGAUCAAGUUCUUAAGUAUCGACUUUGUUGCUCAUUAACAUCUCAAUAUUCUUUACACUCAUUUUUUCUUUUGUAAAUUGGUAAAUUACGGCGAGACGUACGGAUUCGUCUUCUGCGAUUGCGCAGUCGCCGCGUCGCACGUACAUUUGUUAUUGGUCGCUUGUAUUUUCCUGCAUUUCACAAUUAAUGUCGUCCUUCGAUAUGCAGUUUCAGAAGACCCGGCAUGUAAUUAAGGCAUAUAGAGUUAAGGUCGCGUGAGCGUUUCGAUCGGACAGUGUUUAGUACCCAGAUAGUAACAGGUAUUCGAUUUUAAAACCUGGAUAAUAGAUAGUCGUGCUUGUCCUUUUAAUCGUCUUGAUAAAAAUUACUCAGACGAAAAUUUAAUCAUACUCCUGUCCAAUAACCGUAUCGAUCUUGCCGAUCUUGCCAAUCGUGUCGCUAUGUGAGAUAAAUCUUUAUUUAUAUUGGUAAAAUAUAUUUAGCGAAAUAUGUUACGUCGAUAACAGUCAAUGUCACUCGAAGAAUUUAGCACGGUGUUAGCGGUGACAUUUUUUUUACAGUACGUAUAUUUAUGCGAAAAUGCAUUAACACGUUGACUGCCAAACUACGAGGUAACUGGUAGUUGGGUUAAUUCUGAAAAAUACCGUGGCAGUAAACGUGUUAAUGGACAUUUGCUAUUGGUGGAAUCGAUCAUGUCUUGACAUUAUAAUUUUCUGAGUGAAUUUCACUUACAGUGACAAGUUGUAUAAUAUUCUUUAAAGAGAGAAAUUUCAAUCGAAUUUCUUAGAUAUUGUCAAGUGUUGCUGUUACUGGCAAACGAAUCAUAAUUUAUAUCAGGUCCGCGUGGAAAUUAUGAAUGAACGCGCGUUACUCCAUAAGUAAUGAUAAUUGCGCAUGCGCACUAUCGAUUUUUAUAAACUGCAAUUAAGUAAAUUCGCCAAAUUUCGUUUCCUUAUGGUUCAUAGAAACCCAAAAAAAUUAAUUUCUCUGCUUGUCUCCCCUUUCUCUAUAUCCAUUCUAAAUUUCUGAAACGAACUGUUGUCCUUUUUUUUUUCAAAUUGCAUAAUGCUUUUCGAUACGGCAAUUUUUAUGCUAUGUCAAACCCUCGUCCCUAGCUCUGUACCUCCUCUCCAUAUUCUCAAAUAGUAGAAAAUCUUUCAUACGAGGCAUAUUAGUUUUUUAAAAAUGAAUUUUUCAUUAUGCCAAUUUGCUAACUAUGCGUCUAUCCGGUGCGGGGUCACUGAAGUACGAUUGAUUUGUGCGUGGGAAAGACGGGAGAACAAAUAAAAAUGAAUUCGUUCUUCAUUAAUAAAAAUUAGAGACUUGUAUUACUGACCUUAUUACGUAAAUGCGUGAGUAAGUGAAAACUGUUGACGGUUAAUGUUCAUUGUAUGUAAUUUUCUAAACAUCCCGUGUCCGGAUCAGUGCUUUUAUUUCUUAAAAAAUACUUGUUUAUACAAAAAUUUGCAUACAAUUGUGGAGUUUAGGAAAGGUAAAGAAACGCAUCGUUGACGCAAGGGUGCGUGUGUUAAAUUGCUUUAUUAUGAAUUCACAGUAAAGAAAAAAAAAAAAAAAAUUAAAUUAAAUGGAAUAGAUAUAUAUGUAUAUUUAUAUAUAUACAGAUGUAGCACAUGCAAUAUAUAUAUAAAUAUAUACGGGUGCGUACACGGUUAUUCGGGACUAUUGAACCACCUGAAGAUGGUUCUGUUCAUUUGAUUUCUAAUAAAUCCUAUGGCAGAACCAUCUUCAGGCUUUGCAAUUGUCCUGAAUAACCGUGAAUGAUGAUCAUGACGAAUGCGAUUAUGAUAAAUGUAAUUUUAACGAAAUAUGUUAUUAUAAUGAAACUAUUAUUGCUACUCUUAGGUUUAAGUGAACAAAAAAAAAAUACACAAAAAUGAAAGAAAUACAUUAUUUGGGAAAUUGUC